AUGGCGGUGGGUCGGUUAGCUUACCGGCGGUGGCGCGACUACUACUGCUGCUGGGUCGCCCUGCUGCUGCUAGCCCUGUUCGGUCCUGCACCUGCCCGCGCACUACCGGACGCCAUCCGGAUCGGUGGACUGUUCCAUCCCGACGAUGACCAUCAGGAGAUUGCGUUCCGGUACGCAGUGGAGAAGAUCAACUCCGACCGGACGAUAUUGCCCCGUUCAAAGCUGCUGGCCCAAAUCGAACGGAUCUCACCGCAGGACAGCUUUCUCGCAUCAAAGCGCGUGUGCCAUUUGUUGGGUGUCGGUGUUGCCGCCAUCUUUGGGCCGCAAUCAUCACACACCGCCAGCCAUGUGCAGAGUAUAUGCGACACGAUGGAGAUUCCCCACCUGGAGACACGCUGGGAUUAUCGAUUGAGGCGGGAAAGCUGCUUAGUUAAUCUUUACCCUCAUCCGAGCACACUCUCAAAGGCAUACGUUGAUCUGGUGGCAGCCUGGGGCUGGAAGUCGUUCACCAUCAUCUACGAAACGAACGAAGGCUUGGUGCGCAUGCAGGAACUGCUGAAGGCGCACGGACUCUCCGACUAUCCCAUCACGGUGCGGCAGCUAAGCGACUCCGGCGAUUACCGACCGCUGCUGAAGCAGAUCAAAAACUCGGCCGAAUCGCACAUCGUGCUGGACUGCUCGACCGAACGGAUCUACGAGGUGCUGAAGCAGGCGCAGCAGAUCGGCAUGAUGAGCGACUAUCACAGCUACCUCAUUACGUCGCUGGAUCUGCACACCAUCAAUCUGGACGAGUUCAAGUACGGCGGCACUAACAUCACCGCGUUCCGACUGGUGGAUCCGGAAAAUCCGGAGGUUGCGCAAGCCAUCCACAACUGGACCAUCGGUGAGGCUCGGCUCGGCAAAAAGGUUGACUUCAAAACGGCGGAAAACGUGACCGUGAUCAAGGCGGAAACGGCACUGAUGUAUGAUGCGGUGCAUCUGUUUGCGAAGGCACUGCACGAUCUGGACACCAGCCAACAGAUUGACAUUCAUCCGCUGUCAUGCGACACCCAGGAUACGUGGCCGCACGGAUACAGCCUAAUAAAUUAUAUGAAAAUCGUCGAGAUGCGCGGCCUAACCGAUGUCAUCAAGUUCGACCAUCAGGGCUUUCGGAGUGACUUCGUGCUGGACAUCGUCGAGCUGGGGCCGCAGGGUUUGCGCAAGAGCGGCACCUGGAACUCGACGUCCGGCGUGAACUUUACGCGCACGUAUGGCGAACAGCAGAAGGAGAUCGUGGAGAUACUGCAGAACAAGACGCUGAUCGUGACGACGAUCCUGAGUGCACCGUACUGCAUGCGGAAGGAUUCGGCGGAGAAGCUGACCGGGAAUUCCCAGUUCGAGGGUUACGCGAUCGACCUGAUCCAUGAGAUCUCCAAGAUACUGGGCUUCAACUACACGAUACGGUUGGCGCCGGACGGUCGGUACGGAAGCCACAACAAGGAGACGGGCGAAUGGGACGGCAUGAUCAAGGAGCUGCUGGAGCAACGGGCCGAUUUAGCCAUCGCCGACCUCACCAUCACCUUCGACCGUGAGCAGGUGGUCGACUUCACGAUGCCAUUCAUGAACCUCGGCAUCUCGGUGCUGUACCGGAAACCGGUCAAACAGCCACCGAAUCUGUUUUCCUUCCUAUCACCGCUCUCGCUCGACGUCUGGAUCUACAUGGCGACAGCUUACCUCGGUGUUUCGGUGCUCCUCUUCAUCCUGGCACGCUUCACACCGUACGAGUGGCCGACGCCGAAUCCGUGCGAUCCGCACCCGGAAAAGCUGCAAACCCAAUUCACGCUGAUGAACUGUAUGUGGUUCGCGAUCGGUUCGCUGAUGCAGCAGGGGUGCGAUUUUCUGCCCAAGGCCGUAUCGACGCGUAUGGUCGCCGGGAUGUGGUGGUUCUUUACGCUGAUCAUGAUCUCCUCGUACACCGCCAACCUGGCCGCCUUCCUUACCGUCGAGCGGAUGGACUCGCCGAUCGAAUCGGCCGAGGAUCUCGCCAAGCAGACCAAAAUCAAGUACGGUGCGCUGCGUGGUGGCAGCACGGCUGCCUUCUUCCGGGAUUCCAACUUCUCCACGUAUCAGCGCAUGUGGUCGUUUAUGGAAUCGGCUCGUCCAUCCGUAUUUACCGCGAGCAACAUCGAGGGUGUGGAGCGUGUGGUGAAGGGCAAGGGUAGCUACGCUUUCCUCAUGGAAUCUACCUCGAUCGAGUAUGUGAUCGAGCGGAACUGUGAGCUGACGCAGGUGGGCGGCAUGCUCGACUCGAAGGGCUACGGAAUUGCGAUGCCUCCAAACUCACCCUUCCGCACGGCGAUCAGUGGAGCAGUGCUGAAGCUUCAAGAAGAGGGAAAACUUCACAUCCUGAAAACACGCUGGUGGAAGGAAAAGCGCGGUGGUGGCUCCUGCAGGGACGACACGUCUAAAUCGAGCUCGACGGCCAACGAGUUGGGACUGGCGAACGUGGGUGGCGUCUUCGUCGUGCUGAUGGGCGGUAUGGGUGUCGCGUGCGUUAUUGCCGUGUGCGAGUUCGUCUGGAAAAGCAGAAAGGUGGCGGUCGAGGAACGGGAACCAUACCAGAAAAAGCAUCCAAAAGAGUGUAGAUUCGAAUAGAAUACGGUCAGCUACUGAAACGCUUCUGCUCAACGCGGUACAACGUGAGCCCAUUUCUGAAGCACAAUGUUUUACUUCGCUCAAAGACAGAACAAAAGAAAACACCCCCACAACCCAUGAGUUCUUGUACAAUGCUCAAGUAGAAACACCCCCUCGCUUCCUAGUGGAAAGCACAUAGAAUCGAAAAUCGGGCUUCAGUUCAGAUCAUCCACAUGCCACAUUACACGCUGUGCAGACCAACUCUUUACGUCCCCACAUUGCCACACACACUGCUAGAUAAAUUAAAUUGUCCACCACACCGUAGCGGGUGGUCGUUUCCCCGUUUCUGUCCCGGACCAACUAGCCAACGAACGAAACGGAAACUAGACAUAAUCGCGGAAACGCACCGUUAGAAGCCUAACUCGGUACCGUUAAAUGUGUUGCAUGGGUUGAGUGCAAAUGAGUGCCGAUUGCAAUGGAAAAGCAUGUGUAAAAUAUCAUACCCUUCAUUGACUGUUUCAAAUGCAAAACAAACAUUUAAUACACACAAGCACCCAAACAAGAUGGAAACACCACGAUACGGUUUCCUAGAGAAGAUAAAUAGACCUAGGCACGAAAUCACCGAAGUAAGCAGAUGACUUUGCUCUAUGAAUUUUUCGCUUUGCAUUCAGUCUUUUGUACCAUUUUUUGUUGUUCUGUUUUCCCAUUAUUU
Molecule: messenger RNA, 3325 nt
Organism: Anopheles moucheti
Lineage: Eukaryota; Metazoa; Arthropoda; Insecta; Diptera; Culicidae
Gene: KaiR1D
Product: glutamate receptor ionotropic, kainate 2
Exons: 17
Coding region: 1-2634 (877 amino acids)
Biological process (GO): synaptic transmission, glutamatergic; modulation of chemical synaptic transmission; monoatomic ion transport
Cellular component (GO): postsynaptic membrane; plasma membrane
Molecular function (GO): glutamate-gated receptor activity; transmitter-gated monoatomic ion channel activity involved in regulation of postsynaptic membrane potential
Source: RefSeq, a predicted model, not a curated record